Pseudomyrmex gracilis is the source of this 1393-nucleotide messenger RNA. RefSeq names its product protein ABHD17B. Gene Ontology annotation, biological process: protein depalmitoylation. Gene Ontology annotation, molecular function: palmitoyl-(protein) hydrolase activity. Lineage: Eukaryota; Metazoa; Arthropoda; Insecta; Hymenoptera; Formicidae. The record is from RefSeq and is a predicted model, not a curated record. Gene Ontology annotation, cellular component: plasma membrane; endosome membrane. The transcript is spliced from 3 exons. Bases 510 to 1370 code for a protein of 286 amino acids.
UUCGCGUCUCACCUGACGCACAAUGAAAGCACGCAAGGCUGGAUGAGUGGGGGUGAGCUCGCGGGGGAAAAAGAGAGGCGCGACUGUGAGAAAGAACAAAAGGGAAGGUGGGAGAGAAAUCGGCGAGAGAGCUCGUUUCUGCCGUCAUGGCUGAAUCAUUGUGAGUGCUAUUCCGCGUAGAGAAACUGAUAACAGAUGACGCGCCGCGUGUGAUUCACACCACCUUUAAGCUUUUGGACGAAAGAAUCAUCGCGGUCGCUCCUCUUCCCUCGCCGCACGUUGGCGUACGGUUUUGAACACCUGACCCCUGUUCGAUUUCGGGUCCCCGGGUGGCGGCGAUCCGAGCAUCGCCGUUUCAGCCUCGAUGCCGAGGCUCCACGACGACGAUACGUGAUAAGAGAGACAAUUUUUUUUUUCUCCUCUUCUGUGUGUGCGGUGUCGUGUUGUGCGUGCGGUGUGGCGGCUGUGCGUAGUGUGUGUACACAUUCCCACGGUCGCUGAUUUGCACGAUGAACGGGUUAAGUUUGAGUGAACUGUGUUGCCUGUUCUGCUGUCCGCCCUGCCCGUCCAGAAUCGCAGACAAACUGGCGUUCCUACCGCCCGAGCCUACGUACUCGUUCGUCGAGGACGAGGGCUCCAAGUAUACAAUCUCCCUGUCGGAGCGCGCCGAGUGGCAGUACACCGAGCGCGAGAAGGAGGCGGUCGAGGGAUUCUACGCCAGGACGUCGCGCGGCAAUAGGAUCGCGUGUUUGUUCGUAAGAUGUUCGGCGACCGCGCGAUUUACGAUUCUAUUCUCGCACGGGAACGCCGUCGACAUCGGCCAGAUGUCAAGCUUCUACUUCGGUCUAGGAUCGCGCAUCAACUGCAACAUAUUCAGCUACGAUUACUCCGGUUACGGGGUGUCGGGCGGCAAAGCGUCCGAGAAGAAUCUCUACGCGGACAUCGACGCCGCGUGGCACGCGUUGCGUACGCGUUACGGAAUAAGUCCGGAAAACAUAAUUCUGUACGGGCAGAGUAUCGGCACGGUGCCGACGGUAGACUUGGCCGCGAGAUACGAGGUCGGCGCGGUGGUGCUGCAUUCGCCGCUCAUGUCCGGGAUGCGGGUCGCUUUCCCAAAGACCAAGAGAACCUGGUUCUUCGACGCGUUCACCAGCAUAGAUAAAGUGCCGAAAGUGACGUCUCCCGUUCUGGUUAUUCACGGCACGGAAGACGAAGUAAUAAACUUUAGUCAUGGCCUGGCGAUCUACGAGAGAUGUCCACGUGCCGUGGAACCGCUGUGGGUCGAGGGUGCCGGCCAUAACGACGUAGAGCUGUUCAACCAGUACCUCGAACGAUUAAAGCAAUUUGUAAGUGUGGAAUUGGUGAACUGACGGCGACUAAGCCUCUCCCAGAG